AUGGCCUCACAGAGAGCCAAAAGGCCAUCAAACAUGGGCAGGAAGCUUUGCCUCUCCUCUCUCUUCUUCUUCAGAAUCAGAGACGCUCCAAAAACCCUUUCAACUUUCUCUUCUUCUCGAGGCCGGCCUUGCUGCAUCCUCCCCAAAACCCAGUCUUUUCGCGCUAGCGCCGCCGCCGAUGACAUCUUCAAGACAGUGAACUCCAUCUACUUCGACUCGCAGGACUCAUUCCUCACAGUCUCCGAAGACGAAAUGCAGAGCUUCACGGCCACUUCCGUUUCCGGCGACUUCUCGGGCGACUACUAUACCUCCGUCGUACGAAAGCUGACAUCCGAUCGGCUUUUCUUCGAGCCGGGGGAAGCCAGUGCGUCGAUCAUGGUGAAAGCCAAAGCAUCCGGCGGGGUUCUGUUCAAACAGAGCAUUGCCAUGACGGUGGAUUCAGAGGAUCCUGGCAGGGAUUUUAGGGUUUCGAUGGAGGAGAUGGUGGCGGCUAAUGGGGUCAAAGAUUGGGAGAAACUUGUUGAACUUGUUGUUUGGUUUUUGAGGGCCAAUGGGAAGGAGAAUCACGGCUUCAUAUUUGGGGCUUUUCUGGAAUUGCUUGUUGGUCUCUGGAGAUUGAGGAAUUGCAGGAGGAAAGCGAGUUCUGCUGAAUCAUCUGAAGGUUCAAGAGUCCGUCCGGAGGUCAAUCCGGAUGCACCACAUCAUCCAAUGCACUGUGCAUUGGGUGAUGUGGCACGUUUGGAUUGGCCUCCCGGACAUCGCAAGCAAUAA
Molecule: messenger RNA, 771 nt
Organism: Dendrobium catenatum
Lineage: Eukaryota; Viridiplantae; Streptophyta; Magnoliopsida; Asparagales; Orchidaceae
Product: transcription repressor OFP13-like
Exons: 4
Coding region: 1-771 (256 amino acids)
Biological process (GO): negative regulation of DNA-templated transcription
Source: RefSeq, a predicted model, not a curated record